Messenger RNA from Neolamprologus brichardi, 900 nucleotides. RefSeq names its product transcription factor BTF3-like. The record is from RefSeq and is a predicted model, not a curated record. Lineage: Eukaryota; Metazoa; Chordata; Actinopteri; Cichliformes; Cichlidae.
UUUGCCAUCCGGCAUCUAACGGCGUCACUUCCGGAUUUCGCUCCUUUUUCCUGUCCCUUAUCAACGGUGUGACCCGCGUGUUUACACACUCUCAGAUGAAGGAGUCGAUAAUGAACCAGGAAAAGCUUGCCAAACUGCAGGCUCAGGUCCGCAUAGGCGGCAAGGGGUCAGCUCGCAGAAAGAAGAAGGUGGUGCACAGAACGGCUACAGCAGAUGAUAAGAAGCUGCAGUUUUCCCUGAAGAAACUGGGAGUCAACAAUAUCUCUGGCAUUGAAGAGGUGAAUAUGUUCACAAACCAUGGGACAGUGAUCCACUUUAAUAACCCAAAGGUUCAGGCCUCCUUGGCUGCCAACACUUUUACAAUCACAGGACACGCUGAGAACAAACAGAUCACAGAGAUGCUCCCGGGAAUCCUAAACCAGCUGGGAGCUGACAGUCUCACCAGCCUCCGGAGAUUAGCAGAGAAUCUGCCUAAACCAGGAGACAACAAAGCUCCCAUGGUUGCUGCUGAAGAGGAGGAUGAUGAAGUUCCAGAUCUCGUUGAAAACUUUGAUGAGGCUUCAAAGAAUGAAGCAAACUAACAACCACCAGCAAACAUUUUGGAAAACCUUCUGGCUCGCCUUGCUUUGGCACAGAAGGUUCAUCAGCUUUGUUCAUCUGUUUUUGCUUUGUGUUCACAAAGUGUUACAGUUGGUAUAAAACAAGUAAAAUCAGCUUUUUAUGGAAGCUUUUACGAAGCCCUUCGUGUCACUUGUUCUGCAGUACGAGUGAAAUUAUUUAAGUGGAAUGUGCAAACCUUUUUAUUUCUCACGCUGCCUCUUCUGCAUUGUGAUGUCCACACAUUGAAAAAUGUAAUGGUGGAAUGAAUCAUGAAAUAAAAAUUACUUUUCUCAUUUAUCA